AUGUCUACCACAACAGGCGGAACGCUGACGGUCCCGACUCUCACGACAACGACAGCCUCCGCACUGCCGCAGAUCAAGGCACCGGAGUUCUCACGUUACAAACCCAGGACUUGGUUCAUACAGCUGGAAGCCCAAUUCCGCAAUUACGGAAUUGUACCAGAAACAGAUAAGUUUUACCGAACAUUACCAUUAAUUGAUACAGAAUCAGCUGCUGAAGUAAAGGAUGUAGUUAUUACUUCCGAUCAAGUCGCACCUUUCCAAGCUCUCAGAAACACUCUGAUUGCUCGAUUUACAAAGUCAAAGGAAGUAAAUCUUAUCCAAUUACUUGAUCGGGAGUCGAUUGGAAAUCGAGUACCCUCUCAAUAUCUAAGGCAUUUAAAAAGUUUAGUUCCAGAUAUCGAUGAUGAAGUCUUGAGGGCACGCUGGCUAUCUCAUCUUCCGGAGAGCACCCGAGCAUGUCUGGUGAUCCAGCCCCNUGAAGUCUUGAGGGCACGCUGGCUAUCUCAUCUUCCGGAGAGCACCCGAGCAUGUCUGGUGAUCCAGCCCCAGGCAAACACCGAUGGCCUACACUGA
Diachasma alloeum is the source of this 573-nucleotide messenger RNA. RefSeq lists its product as uncharacterized. The transcript has a single exon. The record is from RefSeq and is a predicted model, not a curated record. NCBI's taxonomy places the organism in Eukaryota, Metazoa, Arthropoda, Insecta, Hymenoptera, Braconidae. The coding region runs from base 1 to 573 and encodes 190 amino acids.